Bactrocera oleae (olive fruit fly) is the source of this 2467-nucleotide messenger RNA. RefSeq lists its product as uncharacterized. The record is from RefSeq and is a predicted model, not a curated record. Lineage: Eukaryota; Metazoa; Arthropoda; Insecta; Diptera; Tephritidae.
ACUUGUUCCGCUAUAGAGUAUGUGUAGAUACAAUAAGUCCAUAUACAUAUAUAUAUUUGGUUAUUUGUAAGUGGGCUCAUUUAAUAUUGUGCAUUCAGUUAUAAAAGUGCGCUUGCGACUUAGAAACUCCAAUCGAACGUUGGUGACAAGCGAUUACUCCAAAUUGAAUUAGACAAAUGACGAAUGUAAAAUAUGUAUUACUAAGUAAACAUGAUACUAGUGAAAAUGAUUUUGAACACCAAAGUCAAAGUGUUUUUGAAAAAAUCUUAGCAUUUGUCACGCAAAAACAAUUUGCUAGAAUUUUAACAUUUUGUGCCGUAAUUUCUACUCUUCCGCUGCUGCAUACGCGAUUCUACUAUGAUAAAACGAAACACUUUUAUGAAACCACAAUUCAAGUUGAAGUGGAGGAAAAUAAUAUAACCACCACCGAGUCUGUUCUGAAUGUGACAAAUCACAACGAUAUAUCAAAAUACGAGUACUUCAUACACACGUCACAAUGUCGCAUACCGUAUGUGGAACCUUUUGGGGAGAGUGUUUUAAAAAUAUUUAAUCCACAUAAAUACAAAUACACCAAUUGUACAAAGGAUGAAGCUUUCAUUACAAGCAUUUACCAACUAAAUGCACGAAAGUACGUUUUACACAUGAAUAUGGAUGCAAUAGAACGCGCUGUUAAGCCGUUAAAUGCCAUUGCUACGGAUGUACGCUGUUGUUAUCGGCAAAUCGUUAGAGCUGGAAGCGGAGGAUCAGCUGAUCUCAAGUAUAACCUCUUAAACUGUGUUAUAUUUCAUCAGGACUUCUUGGUACCGAAACAUAUAGACUAUCUAAUCACGGAGUGCUACCUAGGCUCCAAUGAUAAAAAACCGCUACAGAAGGACGCCUUUUCAUUUAUACAAGCAACGAAAAAAACAAACAGCUCAGAAAGCGCUUCCGAAUCCAAAGUUUCGGGUAUAAGGAAGCCAAGUGUUUUGCUAAUUGGUAUUGACGCAGUUUCCCGUAUUAAUCUUCGUCGCACAAUGCCACAGACGUUUAAAUAUCUGCAAAGAAAUCAAUGGGUCGAACUGUUGGGCUACAACAAAAUUGGUGAUAAUACCUUUCCCAACCUCAUGGCACUGCUGACAUCGUACAAUUUAACGAUGGCUGAACAGAAAUGCUUGCCCAAAACUGUAGGAGGACUUAACGAUCCAAUUUGUAACUUUAUUUGGAACAAUUUUAAGCAAUUUGGGUAUAAAACCGCAUAUGCAGAGGAACCAAGUUCAAUGAGCACUUUCAAUUAUAAAAAAAAGGGAUUUAAGCGGCCACCGACCGAUUAUUAUCUACGUCCCUUGACAUUGGCAAUAGAAAAAGUAUUGAAAGUGACCAAAAAGGCUGGACUGUCUUACUGUGUUGGCCGCAAACACUAUGGCGAAUACAUCUAUGAUUAUGCUUUACAAUUUGUGAAUGCUUACCCAGAAGAACCGCUCUUCGGACUAUUCUGGACAAAUUCCUUCAGUCAUAAUGCCUUUGAUAUCGAAGCAACGAUGGACGUGAAGGUGUUGGAGUAUCUGGAAAAAUUGAAGACAGAUGGCGUACUAGAGCGUUCGAUUGUGAUUUUUCUUGCUGAUCAUGGCAUUCGUUGGGGUCCAUUAUUGAAAUUAAAAUCCGGUUUCUUAGAGGAACGUUUGCCAAUGUUGUUUUUAUCACUACCACCGUGGUAUCAAAAACAACACCCAGACUUCGUGAAAAUUCUACAAAUUAAUCAGAAACGUUUAACGACACCUUAUGAUAUUUAUGCGACUAUGAAGCAUAUCCUUGAAGUGGCGCAGCCAGAAAAGGUAUUUUCUAUUCUUAAUGGCACUACACGGGGUAUUAGCAUUUUUCGUGAAAUACCCGAAAAUCGCACUUGUAAUGAUGCUGGCAUUCCCGAGCAUUGGUGUACCUGUGUACCAUAUGAAAUUGUACCCACAAGCGAUGAAGUCGCAAAACAUGUAACUUUAUUGGUGCUAAUGGAAAUCAAUCAAUAUCUGGUUAAUAAAAAUAUUAGCGAUAAAUGUGCCGAAUUGAAAUUAAAAACAAUCGUCAGUGUGCAAAUGAAAAUGAUCAAAGUACCGAACGAGUCUACAUAUCGUAUAAGUUUCGAAGUGAAUCCUGAAAAAGCGAGAUUUCAGGCUACGGUCGCUUUUAAUAUACCAACAAAUACUAUCAAAACAGAUGUGGAAGAUAUCUCGCGCCUGGAUUCGUAUGCAAAAACUUCCAAUUGUAUUGAUUUGAAAGAGGAGAAAAAAUAUUGCGUUUGUAAGAAAUAGCAUUAUUUAUCAUGACGAUUUGAGCAAAGCUUCGAAUAGCUUCAACCUCCUAAGGGGUGGAAGCAGGUUUUAAAUUUGUAAAUGUAAAUUGUGAAAUUUUAGAACCUUAUUUACUAGCACUUAGUUAUAUUAUAUUUUUCAUUUAUAUUUAUUUUUGAGAAAUAUAUAUUUUGUAAUACUGAUAA